CAAUUCUCAUCAUCCUCUCUUCCAUAAUCUCUCUCUCAUAUUCACAUAUACAUAUACAUAUACAUAUACAUAUAUAUAUAUAUAUAAAUUCAUGCUUUAUAUCGGUGGUGAUGGUGGUGUGUGGCGGUGGAUGUGCUAAGCCUGAUAUUUGCUGCUGCGGAUGUACAUCUUUUACUGUCUCAGAAACUAGAAAGAGAAGAUGGAAUUCGAUGAGCACGAAGACCCAGAUGAGGGAAUCCCUGGGAUUCAAGUCGAGGCGACAUACGAGGUGGCGCUGGGGAGGGCCAGCGGCGGAGGAGAGGUGGCAGCGAGGAAAGGCGGUGGCGGAACUCACAGGUAUAGAGAGUGUUUGAAAAACCACGCCGUCAGCAUCGGCGGACACGCGCUGGAUGGUUGCGGCGAGUUCAUGGCAGCCGGUGAGGACGGAACCCUAGACGCCUUGAAGUGCGCGGCGUGUAAUUGCCACCGCAACUUCCACCGUAAGGAGGCGGAGGGAGAGGGCUUCCACCACCAUCACCACCACCACCAUCCCCACCACCACCAACAAUUCUCGCCGCCGCAGUACUACCGCACGGCCCACCCAGCUGGAUACCUUCAGGUGACACCGCCGCCGCAUCAGCGGCCUCUGGCGCUGCCAUCGACUUCUAGGGAGGAAGAAGAUAUGUCAAAUCCUAGCAGCAGCGGCGGCGGCGGCGGCGGUGGUUCGAGAAAGAGGUUCCGGACGAAGUUUACACAGGAACAGAAGGACAAGAUGCUGGAGCUGGCGAAGAGGUUGGGGUGGCGCCUCCAGAAGCAAGACGACGCGGCGGUGCAGCAGUUCUGCGAGGAAACUGGGGUGAAGAGACAGGUUUUCAAGAUCUGGAUGCACAACAACAAGCACACUCUCGGUAAAAAAACCUAAUCUCUCUCUCUCUAGUUAUUCAUCUGCAACAUAACCAUUUAUGCAGCGGUGAGACUUGAGAAAACACCUUUAGAUUUGAUUUGUGAAUUGAAAUUGUGAAAUGAAAUGUAGGGGAACUAAGUAGCUAGCUAGCUAGUUAGUUAGGGUUCUUCAAGUAGCCUUUCUUGUAGUGAUUUUUGUUUCUUUUGUGGUUUUGAUGUGAAAUUGAAUUAAACUGUUUUUGUUUUCUCUUUUUGUAGAAUCAUGAGUUUAUGAUAGGUCAAUUAAGCUUAAUCUAA
Camellia sinensis is the source of this 1179-nucleotide messenger RNA. RefSeq names its product homeobox protein 22 (gene HB22). Gene Ontology annotation, molecular function: transcription cis-regulatory region binding; DNA-binding transcription factor activity. NCBI's taxonomy places the organism in Eukaryota, Viridiplantae, Streptophyta, Magnoliopsida, Ericales, Theaceae. Gene Ontology annotation, biological process: regulation of developmental process; regulation of DNA-templated transcription. The record is from RefSeq and is a predicted model, not a curated record. Gene Ontology annotation, cellular component: nucleus.